AUGGCCGCAAAGCUCAAAAGGCUAGCGAAAGUCCUAAGUAGAUGGAGCAGAACGGUGUUUGGGGACAUAUUUGCUAAAAUGCGGGAAUAUGAGGAUACUGUCCAGAAUCUAGAGUUGGUGUUGCAGCAACACCCGGAGGAUGAGCGGGCAUUAAUUGAAUAUCAAAAAGGGGUUGCUUUGCUGAAGAGACAGAUAGCGAUAGAGGAGGAGUUCUGGCAGCAAAAAGGCACGUGUAACAGAGGUGCAAGAGGACAAGGGAUAGCCCAACAGGCAGUGUCCUUUUUUGAGCGCAUGUUUACGGCGGAAGUGGGGGGGUUUGAUCUUGCUAGACUAGAUUGUAUACCACAAUUGGUUAUGGAGGAUGAUAAUGAUCUACUCACAGCUGUCCCAGGGGUAGAAGAAGUCAAGGAAGUGGUAAUGCAGAUGAGUUCUACAAGUGCGGCGGGUCCUGAUGGUUUCUCGGGAGCUUUCUACAAGGCUUGCUGGGACAUCAUCCAGGAUGAUGUAUUUGCGAUGGUUCGAAGCUUUUUCGCUGGAAGGGACUUUACGAGUAGCAAGGUGGUCACGAAGCUCAUGGUUGUCCGGAUGGCUAUGAUAUUACCGCGUGUGCUGUCGCCGCAACAGAGCGGUUUUGUGGCUGGGCGUUCUAUCAUGGACAAUGUGCUUCUGGCCUCAGAGAUGUGCUACGGGCUUAGCCGACAAAAUAAGGAUAUAGUCCUCAAACUUGACAUGGCAAAGGCAUAUGACCGAGUCUCUUGGUUCUUCCUGACGUCGGUAAUGCGUCGCCUGGGUUUCAGUGAGGUUUGGAUUGAUAUGGUAUUUCGUGCGGUGUCAAAUGUCUGGUACUCUGUAAUUGUGAACGGCAUAAAGGAGGGGUUUUUUUACAUCAACCAGAGGGCUGAGGCAGGGGGGUCUCCUAUCCCCGACCUUAUUUGUUAUUGCGGCGGAGCCUGUGCUCCACCCAAACAAGUCGUUAGAGACUUGGAACGGUGUUUUGCAAGCUUCUUCUGGAAGAAGUCAGGGGGAGCUCAGUACCAUUGGAGUUCUUGGAAAACACUGUCCUUGCCUAAGAAGGAAGGGGGAGUUGGCUUCCUGGACUUGGAAUUGAUGGUUCGAGCAGCUAGUGCGAAGUUGUGGUGGAACUUUCGUACGGAACACACCUUGUGGUCAGAUUUUAUGAGAGCUAAGUAUUGUACACGAGUUCACCCAGUUGCAAAGGUGGCCCGGUAUUCUGAUUAG
This is a messenger RNA of Ipomoea nil (Japanese morning glory), 1239 nucleotides long. RefSeq lists its product as uncharacterized. The coding region runs from base 1 to 1239 and encodes 412 amino acids. NCBI's taxonomy places the organism in Eukaryota, Viridiplantae, Streptophyta, Magnoliopsida, Solanales, Convolvulaceae. The transcript is spliced from 4 exons. The record is from RefSeq and is a predicted model, not a curated record.